This is a messenger RNA of Apus apus (common swift), 4991 nucleotides long. It is a transcript of the gene SEMA3D, whose product is annotated as semaphorin 3D. The record is from RefSeq and is a predicted model, not a curated record. Gene Ontology annotation, molecular function: semaphorin receptor binding; chemorepellent activity. Gene Ontology annotation, biological process: negative chemotaxis; semaphorin-plexin signaling pathway; axon guidance. Lineage: Eukaryota; Metazoa; Chordata; Aves; Apodiformes; Apodidae. The transcript is spliced from 18 exons. The coding region runs from base 253 to 2538 and encodes 761 amino acids.
UGGAGGAAGGGAAGCCAGGGGAAAGUCUGACACUCCGCGCAGAAGGAGCGAGACCCUCCGCCGCCGCCGCUGGGGAGGAGCCCGCGGCGCUCGCAACGCCUCCAAAAACCCGGCCACCAGGCUCACCCCGCACCGGGCUCAUCCCGCAUCUCGCCGCCGCUCCGGCUCCCCGGCAGAUGAAAUUUGGAUUGUUUGAAAAGAGGGGAGAUAUUUCACCAUAGUGCAAAAGAAGAAACAGAAGAAGAAAGCAGAAUGAGAGCUUCCCAAGUACCACAUGCCUGCAGCCUGUUAUCUUUAGUGAUGCUGUUCCUUCCAGUCACCGGAACGUCAAAACAAAAUAUCCCACGACUUAAGCUUUCCUAUAAAGACUUACUGCUUUCAAACAGCUGCAUCCCAUUCCUGGGCUCAACAGAGGGGCUUGAUUUUCGAACCCUGCUGCUAGAUGAGGAGAGGGGCCGACUGCUAAUCGGGGCUAAAGACCACAUCUUUCUGCUCAACUUGGUUGAUUUAAACAAAAAUGCAAAAAAGAUUUACUGGCCUGCAGCAAAAGAAAAAGUAGAACUAUGCAAAUUAGCUGGGAAAGAUGCCCAUACAGAAUGUGCCAAUUUUAUCAGGGUUCUUCAGCCCUACAACCGAACCCAUGUUUAUAUCUGUGGCACAGGAGCCUUUCACCCUCUCUGUGGAUACAUUGAACUUGGAACUCACAAAGAGGAAAUGGUGUUCCGGUUGGAUACUCAGAACUUGGAAUCUGGCAGGUUGAAAUGCCCUUUCGAUCCUCAGCAGCCAUUUGCUUCAGUGAUGGCAGAUGGGUAUCUUUAUGCUGGAACAGCUUCUGAUUUCCUUGGCAAAGACACUGCUCUGACACGUUCUCUGGGCCCUUCUCACGACCACCAUUACAUCAGAACUGACAUUUCUGAACAUUACUGGCUUACUGGAGCAAAAUUCAUUGGAACUUUUCCCAUCCCGGACACCUAUAACCCAGAUGAUGACAAAAUCUACUUCUUUUUCCGAGAAAUAUCGCAAGAUAGUGCCACGUCUGACAAAACAAUCCUUUCUCGAGUCGGGAGAGUUUGUAAGAAUGAUAUGGGAGGUCAAAGGAGCCUAAUAAACAAGUGGACUACUUUCCUGAAGGCCAGGCUAGUGUGUUCGAUACCUGGUCCUGAAGGAGCAGACACACAUUUUGAUGAGCUACAAGAUGUAUUCUUACUUUCUACAAGAGACGAGAGAAACCCACUUGUAUAUGGAGUCUUCACGACAACGAGCUCUGUCUUCAAGGGCUCUGCAGUUUGUGUGUACAGCAUGGCAGAUAUCAGAGCUGUUUUCAAUGGCCCUUAUGCUCACAAAGAGAGUGUGGAUCAUCGGUGGGUACAAUAUGAAGGUCGCAUCCCGUAUCCCAGGCCUGGUACAUGUCCAAGCAAAACCUAUGAUCCGCUCAUAAAGUCUACCAGAGACUUUCCUGAUGAGGUCAUUAGUUUCAUUAAGCGCCACCCCCUGAUGUACAAAUCCGUUUACCCAGUGACGGGAGGACCCGUGUUCACGCGAAUCAACGUGGACUAUCGUCUGACUCAGAUUGUGGUGGAUCAUGUCAUGGCAGAGGACGGACAAUAUGAUGUUAUAUUCCUGGGCACAGACAUAGGCACAGUCCUGAAAGUUGUGAGUAUCACGAAGGAGAAGUGGACUAAGGAGGAGGUAGUCCUGGAAGAGCUGCAGAUAUUCAAGCAUCCUUCGAUUAUCUCAACCAUGGAGAUUUCUCAGAAGCAGCAACAAUUGUACAUUGGUUCCAGGGAUGGAUUGGUUCAGCUCUCUCUGCACAGAUGUCACACGUAUGGGAAGGCUUGUGCAGACUGCUGCCUUGCCAGAGAUCCUUACUGUGCCUGGGAUGGAAACUCAUGUUCCAGAUAUGCCCCCACUUCUAAAAGGCGAGCCAGGAGGCAAGAUGUCAAAUAUGGAGACCCUGUUGCACAAUGCUGGGAUGUGGAAGACAGCAUUAGUCAUGAAACUGCUGAUGAAAAGGUGAUUUUUGGCAUUGAAUUUAAUUCAACUUUUCUGGAAUGUAUUCCUAAGUCCCAGCAAGCCUCUAUUAGGUGGUAUAUUCAGCGCUCUGGAGAAGAACAUCGAGAAGAGCUGAAGGCUGAUGAACGGAUCAUCAAAACAGAGCAUGGGCUGCUGAUCCGCAGCUUGCAAAGAAAGGAUGCAGGAGCCUAUUUCUGCAAAGCCCAGGAGCACACCUUUGUCCACACCAUUGUGAAGCUGAAUUUAAACGUCAUUGAGAACGGGCAAAUGGAAAGCACUCAGAAAACUGAGGACGAGGAAGGCCGGGUGAGGGAUUUGCUGACAGAGUCCCGGCUGAGGUACAAGGACUACAUCCAGCUCGUCAGCAGCCCCAGCUUUAGCCUGGAUGAGUACUGUGAACAGAUGUGGCACCGGGAGAAACGGCGGCAGCGGAACAAAGGUGGUGCCAAAUGGAAGCAUGUGCAGGAGAUGAAAAAAAAGCGAAACCGAAGGCACCAUGAGCCAGCCAGGCCACCUUCUACAUAGUUUGUAAAUGCUAUUUAAAGAAAGGACAUUUUCCAUGAAAAAAAUACUGUGUUCUGGUUUUGUGCAUCUUGCCUAUGGAUUAGUACUGCUUCUUAUUGAAAUCAGAUAACUCACCAUCACUAUUAAUCUGUGUGAGACUGUACAAUGGGAUUCAAUACCAAAUGAGAUGUUCCUUAUUGGAGUACCACACACCAGGCAAUAAUUUCAAAUGUAAUUUCAAAUGCAUUCAUUAAAAAGAAGCGAUGUACACUUCUAGCUAAUUUCUGGGUAGCCUGAGGCUACGUGAGCUGUGUUCUGUACUUGCUGCAUAAUUUUCACCUAGGAUUUAGCGUCCAUGUUCCCAUGUUAAUAUUUGCUGCCACAUUCCACCCCAGAGAUGGCUACAUUUCAGGGGAGGGCAGAUGUAUUUCUAGUUCUUUGGCAUCUUUCUCAAUAAGAGGCAUGGUAGAAAUGUGUGACAGAUCUGCAAAAAUACCUGCUAAUUUAUCCGUUGGGCCAGUAUACAAGCACAUGGGUGGUUUUGCCAGCAUGGAGAGGCUCAGCAAAAAAUCAAAUUAAGUAUUGGCUUAGGGACAACAUUCAUUCUCUACACAAAAAAAAAAAAAAUUAAAAAUAAAUUAACAAACAAUAGGAUUCCUGCCUGCACCUCUCCUAUCUCUCUAAAGGUUUGAUUCUGACUGUUUCUGGCCCGUUGCUAGCUGUGAUUUAUGCAGAGGAAAAGAAAAAUAAAAGACAACAAAGCUAAAAUGAAAGACGAUGAGGGAAAAUAUUUAGUGGUUGAGACCAAUGCUCUUGACACAGAGCUGACAUUCCUCAGAUGUGUGUAUUCUUUGGGAUUUUCUCCCAAAGGUCUUAUGUAUUUUUAAGUUGAAAAUUUGCAUUGUUGGAAUUAAUACUUUUAUUAUAAAUAAAUAAAACAAAAGAUGUCCAUGUGUAAAUAAAGUCUGUAAGGUAGAAAGUUGCUAUAUACCAUAGUUUCAUUUGUAAAGUAUUCCUUGGUUCAUGUUUUGGUUUUAAUAGUGUAAAUCUUUCCAUAUAAGCAAGAAACACUGGCUUCAUUUUUGUCUAUUUUGCAUCAAUGUGAUUUAAUUGAAAUUAUGCCUGAUAUGCAGCAACAAACACAAGCUCAAAAUCAGUCCUACUGUCUCUUCUCAUGAGUCACAACCCCCCUUUCCUCUCCUCCAUCUAACCUCCUUCCGCUUUGCCUUUCACGCCUUUUUGAGUGUGAAAUGACAAAUUAGCCACCUCCUCACAUGGAAGAGAGCUUUGAUGGAUACCAAAAUGACAGACUUUACUUGUUUCUCAUGCAUUCUACAGAUCUUGAGAGCAAUGUCUGUGGGAAACCCAUGUAAUUGGUGUGCACCUCAUUAAGGAACCAAAAAUGUUGGCUCUGAAAGUUGUAGAUUCACCCUUGCCCGUGCUGGUGUUUGUGUGCGCAUUCAGUCCCUGAUCAAGAAUUGUGGAGAUCUAAUUUGCAUCAUUGUUCAUUUCCUCUCUGUUGAAAGUUUGAUAUGGCAAAGUCUUUGUCAGAUUUCAGAAAGGAAUUUCAGCUUACCCACAUUUCUUGUAAAACCUGAAAGCUGAGUUUGCAUGUGUUAUAUAAAAGCCAGCAAUACCAUAUGUCAUUAAUUUUAGAUGCUUUUUUAAUAGGAGAUGUAUAAGGUAAUUAGGAGAUAUUAGAUAGCAUGUGUAUAAUGCUUUGAUAGUGUAAAGCACUGAGUGCUAAAUAUUAUAAAAUAUGUCUGCAGGGAGGAGGGAAUUUCUCAGCACAGGACCUUUAAUCAGCAGAGAGACUGAUGCUAAAGAUACUAACCAGUCAUACAGUACUUUGAGAACAUGCAGAGGACAUUUAGGCGCUUUUGCUGCAAAAUAACAUAGGCCAAGCAUUUCACAAGAGGGUACUUUGAUUUUAAGGCUAAUUAAGAGUACUUAAACAAUGUAUGGGGAAGUUAAACUACUACAUUUAAAGCACCCUAAGACAGGGAUACUCAAUACUCCUGGCUGGAAGGUUAUGCUGUCACCAUAUAGAAUCUGCCCAAUUACUCCUUAUUAGGUUUUUAUAAGUCCACCAAGUCCCAUUUCUCUGAUUUGGACAUUAAGUAAAUGAGUGGAACCACGCCAAGGCUGUGGGAUGACAGGUGGUCCAUAAUUGUAUGCACUGACUAAGGGCCUUCUCCUCUGCCCAUGGUGAUGCAGUAUUUCAAUUAUCCCAUUUCAGACAACUCUCAUCACGUUUGCCUACUUCAUAAACAGGCAGAUCAAUUCCUUCUUCCAUAUUUUUUUCUCCUCCAUGAAAACUAUAUCAUCUGAUUGAUGUUUAGAUAUGAUUGGAGGUAUAUAUUCUACAAAUUAACUUACCCACUGGCUUUAGUAGAAGUCUGGGAUGACUAAGGGUCUCAGUGCUGGGAGCAUUAGAUUUAAAUGGUUUAAUUAAAAUGUUAUUACUCUUAAAA